Messenger RNA from Coregonus clupeaformis (lake whitefish), 2832 nucleotides. RefSeq names its product zinc finger protein ubi-d4. The transcript is spliced from 12 exons. Gene Ontology annotation, cellular component: nBAF complex. Lineage: Eukaryota; Metazoa; Chordata; Actinopteri; Salmoniformes; Salmonidae. Gene Ontology annotation, biological process: nervous system development. The record is from RefSeq and is a predicted model, not a curated record. Bases 42 to 1292 code for a protein of 416 amino acids.
UCUUGCGCAGGCGCAAACCAUUCACGGCAAAGCGAACCAAGAUGGCGGCUGUUGUUGAAAAUGUUGUCAAGCUGCUGGGAGAGCAGUGCUACAGAGAUGCCAUGGAGCAAUGCCAUAACUACAACGCCCGGCUAUGUGCCGAGAGGAGUGUCCGAAUGCCCUUCCUGGACUCUCAGACUGGAGUGGCGCAGAGCAACUGUUACAUUUGGAUGGAGAAGAGACACAGGGGACCAGGCGUGGCCCCAGGACAGCUGUACACCUACCCAUCCCGCAGGUGGAGGAAGAAACGACGGGCCCACCCCCCAGAGGAUCCCCGGCUGGUCUUCCCCCCUCUAAAGUCAGAACUGGACCUGGGGUUGAAGAAGGAUGCCCUGUCAUCAUCUGAUGGCAGCAGUCUGGAAGCCCUGCUGAAGGGGGAACCCCUGGACAAACGGGGUCCUCCGGAGCUCCAAGGGCCGGAGGAGGAGUCCAGUCUGGCAGACUACACUUGUGGGGGAGUUACCCCUGCAGCACGUGUCAGAAAGAGAGUCCUGGAGCCAGAUGACUUCCUGGAUGACUUGGAGGAUGAGGACUAUGAGGAGGACACCCCCAAAAGAAGAGGCAAAGGAAAGGGAAAGGGUCGUGGAGUGAGCGGUGCCAAGAAGAAGCUGGAUGCUGCGGCGGCUGCACUGGAGGACAAGGACAAGCCUUACUCCUGUGACAACACUUUGAAACAAAAGCAUAUUUCAAAACCUUCUGGACGAGUCUGUGGGAAGCGUUACAAGAACCGUCCGGGCCUGAGCUACCACUACGCCCACUCCCACCUGGCUGAGGAGGAGGGAGAGGAUAAGGAGGAGCCUGAGGUCCACACCCCCACCCCGCCCCAGCCUGAGGAGCCCAAGACACCCAAGAAAGGUCCAGACGGUUUGGCGAUACCCAAUAAGUACUGUGACUUCUGCCUGGGAGACUCGGCCCUCAACCAGAAGACGGGCCAGUCAGAGGAGCUGCAGUCCUGCUCAGACUGUGGACGUUCAGGCCACCCGUCCUGCCUGCAGUUCACCCCUGUGAUGAUGGCUGCAGUGAAGACCUACCGUUGGCAGUGCAUCGAGUGCAAGUGCUGCAACGUCUGUGGCACCUCGGAGAACGACGACCAGCUUCUCUUCUGUGAUGACUGUGAUAGAGGCUAUCACAUGUACUGUCUCAGCCCCGCUAUGGCUGAACCUCCAGAAGGGAGCUGGAGCUGCCAUCUGUGUCUGGACCUGUUGAAAGACAAGGCGUCCAUAUACCAGACGCCUAAUGCCCCUCCGUCGUGAUGGACCCCCACUCUCUCACAGGUUCUCCAUCACUGGUCAGUAGAGCGGAGUGGGUGGGACAGAUGACUUGUGAAAAGGGAAGCAUACCUUACCCAGCCCCCUGCUGAAACAGGCAUCGGGAAGCAUACCUUACCCAGCCCCCUUCUGAAACAGGCCUCGGGGAAGCAUACCUUACCCAGCCCCCUUCUGAAACAGGCCUCGGGGAAGCAUACCUUACCCAGCCCCCUGCAGAAACAGGCCUCGGGGAAGCAUACCUUACCAACCCCUUGCUGAAACAACAGGCCUCGGUUUGGUUCGUAUAUGGCUGUUACACAGUUCCAAGCUCAAGUGACCUAUAGGCUUUUGUUUUCAACGAUUUGUCAAUAUAUCAAACUCAACGUGUCAAUAUCCUGAACAAUACAUUCAGUUUGUUUGAGUGGCUUAAACCACAAACAGUUUUUGCCAGCCAAAAUACCUAAACACACAGUACACACAAUCUCACAUACAGUUCAUGCACACGACUGCUCAGAUCCUACUUUUAUUCUGCAAAAUAUCAGUUUUGCAUGUAGAGGAGAGAAAUAGUUUAAACAUGUUCUUAUUAUGAACAUGCAUUGGCAUGCUAAUUGAUUCAAAGGUUUUGUAUAUUUAUAUAUUUGUAUAGAAUAUAAAGGUGGGAAUUAUUUAAAAGCUGCAAUGAUAGAGGUUGGUUCUGUAAUGAUCUUUGUGUAGUGCCCAUCGUCAAAAGGAAUGAAUAAUCCACAGCUCCUUAUGUGGAGCCUGGUUGUCAUCUCUGUUCAGCUAUUAGAUUCUACUCCUUGCCACUCAUGUCAUUUGCCAAAGACUGGAGUGGCAAGGAGUGGAAUGCUAGCUAAAAAGACUGGUACCCAGACUACCUGAUAUGGAGGCAACAUUGAGAGUUGGGAAGCAUUGGGCAUUAAGAGGGCCUUACCAUUACAUCAAUCUCUAUAUCUCGGAGAGAGAAAGAGGAUCUUGGCGUAACUCUUUUUUUUAAGGAAUUAAAGAUUGGGUGUUUGCUGCUGUGGAGGAAAGUGAGUCAGUGUGGUUGCUGGUUGGCGUGGUGGUUGAGUGAAUUUGAGUGUAUCCUAUGUCCACAGCCAGCCUUUUACCAAAAAUAGUUACCUAAUCUAUUGGUAGCCAACACUGGUCCUGGAGAGCAGUUUGACAUUUUACUGCUGGUAAUGUAAGCAUUUCGCUGCACCCGCUAUAUAACAUCUGCUAAUCCGUGUAUGCGAACAAUAAACGUUGAUUUGCAGUAGUCCUAAUCUGGACCCUUUUUGACCCCUUGUUGUUAUGUGUUGAGAGAGAAUUUAAAAACGGACAACUACCGAGCACAGGACUUUGUGUUUACCUGCCCAUAUCAGCUCAGGUGGUGUGUUACCACAAACUGCAGACUGGUGCACCUGCACUUACUAUACUGUAGUAUUUUCCUUGGAGGAAAUGUUUUGACUUUGUCAUAUAUAGGUCUAUACAGCGCAUUCGGAAAAUAUUCAGAUACAUUUGCAUUCAUUUCGCUUUGUCAUUAUGGGGUAUUGUGUGUAGA